AUGACCAGCUCUCCGCCAGAUAUUUCAUCUCUGUCGCUUACUUCACAGCAGCAACGUCUUCACGACUCUUACGAUUAUGAAGGCUCUAGCGGCAACCGUCCUCAGUAUCAUUUUGCUACGUCCCCGGGGAUUUCUAUCCAGUCCCAAUAUAAUCCUCUGACUACCGGCCAGUCCCCUUUGAAGAAGCCCGUUAGAGGCGGUCUUCCUUCUCAAUGGCUCGAUAAUUCCUCUGAUAGUCGCUCGCUGUCGCCUCACAACAACUCGGACUUUUCUUCCGCUGGCGGUUCCCCCCCUAUGAGCCAUCUUAGCCCACCACCUAUUGCUCCCACUACGCCUAGUCAGAAUCCUGAUGACGAAAUAAUCCCUACCGCCAUCGUUAUCAAAAACAUACCAUUCAAUGUCAAGCGCGAAACACUGCUUGACAUAAUUGUGUCCUUGUCAAUCCCUACUCCUUACGCUUUCAACUACCAUCUAGAUCAACAAGGCGCCUUCCGUGGUCUUGCCUUUGCCAAUUUUCGUCAGGCAGCAGAUGCAGAUGCAGUCGUUGUCGCUCUGAACGGUUUCGACGUUCAGGGUCGCAAGUUACGCGUUGAGUACAAGAAGGUUCUCCAGGCCAGUGAGAAGGAGCGGAUCGAAAGGGAAAAGGCUCUUCGUCGUAUGCGUUCCAUGCAACUCGAGAAGGAACAGAUCACCCCAGGGUAUGAGGACUAUGGCAAUGUGCUGAGCUCUACUACUUUUUCUCCCCAACGGUCUUUCUCUUCCGGGUCUUACCAACAGCAGCAGUCUCAGUAUUCUCCUCCACAUAUCUCUACCAUGCCUUCUCCGUAUAGCUUGGCUUCAGCUCCUGCUGCCCCACAGUCGUUCCCGCCUGCUCCUUUGUCUGACAAAGGGUCAGCGAACGAAUUGGAUCUGAAUGACCCUUCAACUUUAGAGAUUUAUUCUCGUAUUUUGUUGUUCAAGGAUGAUCGCAUGCGCGACGAGCUGGCGUUCUCCAGAAUGUUGCUGCCCAAGCAGCGUCGCGUCGUCCAUCUUAUUGCCCAAAAACUUGGUGUCUAUCACUACUCUGUUGGCGAGGGUGACGAGAGGUAUGCUGUCGUCACUCGCAUUGAUCCGCAAAGGGUAUGUCGUCCCGAUCAACAGGCGCAACGAGCUCCAACCCUUUCUCGCGCCCCUUCCGCAUAUCUGACUCCCACGGGGUCUACCAUAUCAGCUGCUCCUGGAUCGUUACGUAUGAAGAAGUCCAUGCCGGACUUGAAAACACUGCACUCGCAGGCUCCUCGUCUCACCACUCGCGCUUCCAACGGAAACAUCCGCGAAGGGUAUGCCACUAUCGCGUCUCCCUCUCGUCGCUCGAGCGGCUUUGGCUCGCUUUUCGCAAACGGGGGCGCAUUCGGUAACUCGGGAGUUCCACCAGUGCCUAACCUCCCCACUGGCUUGCAGUCGGCUGGAACCAUGAACUCGGCAAGUGGAAACGGACAUGAGAGCCCUGGAGGCGUCGUUAGGCAGCCUCGAGGCCCUGGAGUGGGUGGAUUUGCUAGGAGGGACAGCAGAGUUGGGAUUAGCGAAGGUCAACCUAGAGGUGUGCUCGAUGCUAGAACUUACGAACCACUAGAGAUCUGA
This is a messenger RNA of Lentinula edodes (shiitake mushroom), 1620 nucleotides long. RefSeq lists its product as uncharacterized. Lineage: Eukaryota; Fungi; Basidiomycota; Agaricomycetes; Agaricales; Omphalotaceae. The transcript has 4 exons. Gene Ontology annotation, molecular function: mRNA binding. Bases 1 to 1620 code for a protein of 539 amino acids. Gene Ontology annotation, cellular component: cytoplasm; nucleus. The record is from RefSeq and is a predicted model, not a curated record.